AGGAGGAGAAGGAGGCGGAGGAGCUCCUUUCCUCUUCUCAAACCCUGGAGCGUCCGGGACGCAGAGCCCGGAACUGGGGGGACGCGGCAACUGCGGGGGCGCCGGCUAGAAUCUCCCUGGGGAAAGAGACAUGAAUGUCUGCAAUGAUAUUUCCUGACAAGAAGUUCAUAUAAGAGAAGGAAAGGAGAUCAACAGCUAGUGAGCAGAAUUUCAGAUAACCACGAUUUGGUAUUUAUCACCUCCAACUGCAGACUUCCGUUGCCUACUUUUAAAUCAGAGAUAACUACAGUCAAAACCCAGACAAGGCAGAAGGAUACUUCCAUCUGUAGUUUUUGAGAUCAAAGAAACCACAAUGUCUAGGAAACAAAACCAGAAGGAUACAUCAGGAUUCAUUUUUGAUUUGCAGUCCAAUACUGUAUUGGCCCAGGGAGGAGCUUUUGAGAACAUGAAAGAGAAGAUAAAUGCGGUGCGUGCAAUAGUUCCCAAUAAGAGCAAUAAUGAAAUCAUCCUGGUUUUGCAGCACUUUGAUAAUUGUGUGGACAAAACAGUACAAGCGUUCAUGGAAGGUAGUGCCAGUGAAGUACUCAAAGAAUGGACAGUAACAGGCAAGAAAAAGAACAAAAAGAAGAAAAGCAAACCCAAGCCUUCAGCAGAACCAAGUAACAGUAUCCCAGAUUCCAGUAAAUCAGUUUCCAUUCAAGAGGAACAGUCUGUGGCUUCUUCAGAGAAAGGUGGUAUUAAUGGUUACCAUGUCAACGGCGCCAUCAAUGAUACUGAGUCUGUGGACUCUCUCAGUGAGGGUAUGGAGACACUUUCAAUAGAUGCCAGAGAACUGGAAGAUCCUGAGUCUGCCACACCAGAUAUGCUGGAUAGAACAGGGUCCAUGCUGGGGAAUGGCAUCUCUGAUUUUGAGCCCAAGUCUUUGACUAUGCAGUCUACUCAGAAUUCUCAACAAAAUAGGAAUGCUGCCAGAACUCUUUCACGACCAACCACAGCACCUCAGUUUGCAAAUCUGGGGAUGGAAGAUGUUCCACUCUCCUCCACCAACAAAAAGCUAGGUUCCAAUAUUGAAAAAUCUGUGAAAGACCUCCAGCGCUGCACAGUAUCUCUUGCACGGUAUCGAGUUGUAGUUAAAGAAGAGAUGGAUGCUUCCAUUAAGAAAAUGAAACAAGCUUUUGCCGAGUUGCAGAGCUGUUUAAUGGAUCGAGAAGUGGCAUUGCUUGCUGAAAUGGACAAAGUGAAAGCCGAAGCAAUGGAAAUUUUGCUCAGCCGACAAAAGAAAGCCGAACUUCUAAAGAAGAUGACUGAUGUGGCUGUUCGAAUGUCAGAGGAGCAAUUGGUUGAGCUCAGAGCUGAUAUCAAGCACUUUGUCAGUGAGCGCAAAUACGAUGAGGAUCUGGGACGAGUAGCCCGGUUCACCUGUGAUGUAGAGACCCUAAAGAAGGACAUUGAGUCAUUUGGACAAGUGUCCCACCCAAAGAACAGCUAUUCAACCAGAUCCCGGUGUAGCUCAGUGACAUCUGUGUCCUUGAGUGGCCCAUGUGAUGCCUCUGCUGCUUCCUCUUCCACCUGUGCCUCUGCUUCCAGCCUUACAAGCGCUAACAAGAAAAACUCAGCACCAGGAGAGACUCCCGCAGCCCCAGUCAGCUCCGGCGGCCGGCCCUAUCAGCCUCAUCGAGAGGUAUUGCCGGGGAACAGACGAGGAGGACAAGGCUACAGGCCACAAGGCCAAAAGUCCAAUGAUGCCAUGAACCAAGGGCGACAUGACAGUGUGGGUCGUUACAGAAAUAGUUCCUGGUAUUCAUCUGGUUCCAGGUACCAGAGCACUACAUCCCAGGCAUCGGGAAAUGUUAGCGAACGGGGCCAGGCCCCCUCUGCAGGGACCAAUGGAACUGGAGCCAGCAUGGAGCCCAGCCCACCCAAGCCCUCAUUCAAGAAGGGGCUCCCCCAGCGCAAACCUAGGACCUCUCAGCUUGGGACUGUGAACUCUUGAGGGCAGUUCUGCUUGGCCUCUCUCCUCUAUCCCACACAAUUCAACUUGGUAACUGGACUUAUUAGGAAACUUAUAGUUAGAUGUAAUAACAAAAAGAAGUUUACGCAUAUCACUUUUUAUGCCAUUCUAAAUAUUUUUGGUUUCUUCUCUCCUCGUUUCCCCUUUACUAUUUUUGGAGGGGAAGCUGUUUUUUUCCUUGACCUUUCCCAAUGAUAUGGAUUGAUUCUGAUUGGUCAUUUCCACCCGGACUCACAGGCCACCGAUGCCCAGGUUUCCCCAGGGUCAGCAGUGCCCUUCCUGGUGCACCAGACCUUUCAAUCGCCCAGGAGGCCUUCCUCAGCACCUCCCUCCUGUUCAGGCUCUCAGGAGGAGGAGGAGGUGGGUCAGAGCUAGUCCAGCUGCUUCUCCAGGCUCAGCAGAAGCUGCACAUUGCUAUCAGGUGCCCCCUACACGACAGUAUAACCAGGAAAGGCAGGGAGGGGAUUGUGUCCAGCACUGAAUUAGCCAGAGAUGGGGAUACUGAAUUGGUGAAAAGGAAGGAACACUAGAAAACAUGAGAAUCUGCCUGUGCUCCCAAAGCGUGCCUGAGAUAGACCUCCCAGAUCAGGGUUUCAGUCUCCCGCUUGGCAUUGUAGCUUAACCUGCGGUCGCUUCAGAAUGCCCAGAGGCUUGUUUUUCUCUCUCUUUAGACUGCAGACCAGUCUAGGGAAGCCUACAGGAGAGUAGCAUUUAAUUAAAGGAAAAAAAAAAAGUAUUUCUUUGUUUCAAUGUUUGAAGACUUUUGUUGUUAUUGUUCUCCCUUUUUUCCCCGAAUCCUCUUCUGAUCCUCAACCACAUUUAUAGCAAUAUAAUUAGUGUUGAUCUAAGGUGUUACCCAUCAAAAAAUUGCCGCGGUCUUUAUAGUUGAAUAAAUAAAAACAACUGCGUGAAUGUUCCCAUCUUUGUUUCAAGGCAGCAAAUGCCUUCAUUUCAUUAUCCGGUUUUCUUUGGGCCUCAUGGGGUGGGAGUCCGUCGGGCAGCUUGUUCGGGGCUUAAAUGAGGCUAGCUGAUUCCUAAGUCUUCUGUCCGCCAAGCGGCAUCUGGUGAAAACAGGAAGGCCAGCAUGAGCAAAUGCAGCUGUUCCUCGUGGGAGCAGAUUCGUAGUACAGGGAGCGGUGACUUUCCAAAGGGAGCUCACCAGUUGAGAAAAACCACAGCUGCCAGCAGCUCUCCCGGGCAAGCCCUCCCCUCCACUGCCUGUCCCUUGACAGGCAUGGUGAAUGUGACAGUGUAAUUGAGCACCUGCGUGUAGCAGGUGGCUCAGGGGCCAGACCCCUCCACCCUACACCGCCCCCAGCAUCCGUGAUCGAAUGACAGCAGAGCUUUCUCCUCCGGAGUCUGCAGUCCAGACCGUGAGCGGCAGUGGUGCAGAACUUAGCUGCCUUGGGGCUUCCCUUGGCUCUUCGGCUGCAGCUCGGCUGCCGGGGUUCAGGUUGGAUGAACAGAUUGAGAGAGGGAGAAAGAGAGA
Molecule: messenger RNA, 3500 nt
Organism: Enhydra lutris kenyoni (northern sea otter)
Lineage: Eukaryota; Metazoa; Chordata; Mammalia; Carnivora; Mustelidae
Product: spermatogenesis associated serine rich 2
Exons: 13
Coding region: 353-1993 (546 amino acids)
Cellular component (GO): cytoplasm
Molecular function (GO): protein binding
Source: RefSeq, a predicted model, not a curated record